GUUGCCAGUGCACAGGAGUGGCGUGGUGGCGGUUUGCGUAACGUGAUGUGGGAGUAUCUUGCUCGCAAGUGCAUGUCACACUUUUUGUAUUGAAUUGGGGCGCAUAGUUUGGGAAGGCAGAAAGAAGAAUUUGGAUUUAUGUGUGCAACCAAAUACGUUUGGAAAGAUUUUCGAGCCGUCGCUUGUUGGAUCGUUCACACAGAACUAACUUCAAGUGGAAACCACCUUCAUCGUUCUCAAGAUGAGUGCCGGGGUCUUUGACAUGGAACUCCAUGAAACUGACGGGAGGGAUGAGUGCUCAGAAGAUGACGAUAUCAUUGACGUUGAACAGGAGUUUGACCAUCAGCCGGAUGUGAAUGCCAUCUUGAACCAAGAGGGUGUGGAGAGGCUGGCCCUGAACGAGAGCACGGUGAACAUCGGCAAGGAGCGUGUCGGCCCCAAGGACUUCGAGCUACGUAAAGUCCUCGGCAAGGGUGGCUACGGAAAAGUGUUUCAAGUGAAGAAGACGUCUGGCAAGUAUGUCGGGAAAGUUUUCGCCAUGAAGGUGUUGAAGAAGGCGACUAUUGUUCGAAAUCAAAAGGACACGGCACACACUAAAGCGGAACGGAAUAUACUGGAAGCGGUCAAGCACCCGUUCAUCGUGGACCUGAUGUACGCGUUCCAAACGGGCGGCAAGCUGUACCUGAUCCUGGAGUACCUGUCCGGCGGCGAGCUGUUCAUGCACCUAGAGCGUGAGGGCAUCUUCAUGGAGGACACAGCCAGCUUCUACCUGUCGGAGAUCAUCCUGGCGCUCGAACAUCUCCAUCUGCAGGGCAUCAUAUACAGGUACGUCUCUAGGGCCACGUGGAGGACGUCUUGUUCGGAUGCGAAUGCGCAGCCCGCCAGUGUGAAGAUGACAUGA
This is a messenger RNA of Pollicipes pollicipes, 901 nucleotides long. Its product is annotated as ribosomal protein S6 kinase beta-1. Bases 242 to 901 code for a protein of 219 amino acids. Gene Ontology annotation, biological process: protein phosphorylation. NCBI's taxonomy places the organism in Eukaryota, Metazoa, Arthropoda, Thecostraca, Pollicipedomorpha, Pollicipedidae. Gene Ontology annotation, molecular function: protein kinase activity; ATP binding. The transcript has 5 exons. The record is from RefSeq and is a predicted model, not a curated record.